UUAAGAGCGGGUCGGCAUGCCGAAUGUCAUCAGUUAACUCGAGAUCACCGCAACAGGAACAUCACAAGUGCAGUGUUCCACUUGGACAGUCACAGCUAAGGGCCUAGCAGUCCAUCAAUUUACCAAACACAAUAUGCGCGCUUUUGUGGUACUCGCCUGCGUGGCGUUGGCUUACGGCCGGCCCGAGCCGCCGGUCGGCUACAGCUACUCAUCCCCCGCCCGCGCGCCAUCUGGCAGCUAUGGGGCUCCAUCCCACGGAGGGCACUCCAGCGGAGGCAUCUCUCUAGGAGGACACACCGGCGGAAUUUCUUUGGGUGGCCAUUCUGGAGGUCUGUCGUUCGGCGGCGGUCACUCUGGAGGUCUGUCGUUCGGCGGCGGCCACUCGUCUGGGGGACACUCACUUGGUGGCGGCAGCAUUGGCGGUGGCUCAUUUGGCGGUGACUCCGGUUUCGGUGGUGGCUACGCCGGCGGUUACUCCGGUGCUCCUUUGGUACAAAAACACAUCUACGUCCAUGUUCCUCCCCCGGAACCUGUCGAGCACCACGCUCCUAGGAUUUCCCCGGUAGCUCCUCCUCAGAAACACUACAAAAUCAUUUUCAUCAAAGCCCCGACUCCCCCCAGCCCUACCGCUCCCAUCAUUCCCGUGCAGCCUCAGAACGAAGAGAAGACCCUUGUUUACGUGUUGGUUAAGAAACCCGAAGAACAACCCGACAUCGUCAUCCCCACCCCGGCUCCCACCCAGCCUUCCAAACCCGAAGUAUAUUUCAUCAAAUAUCAAACCCAGAAGGAAUCCGGUGCCAUCGGUGGUGGCGCUAUUGGCGGCGGUGCUAUUGGCGGCGGUCUCGGUGGUGGAAUCGGCGGAGGUGACUUGGAAGGCAUUGCCAUCUCGGGCGGCGACUCCGGUAUCAGCGGCGGCGGCGCUCACGGCGGGGCCGACAUCAGCGCUGACUUUGGCGCCAGCGGUGGCGACGACAGCGGAUCCGACGGUGGACACGGUGGCCAGGGUGGUGCUAGCAGCGCUCAAUAUGGUCCUCCCGGUCAUGUAGCUGGACCCCUUCAUUAAAUAUAGAAGUAAUAUGAAAUUCGAGCGGUAGCCAGUUCAAACUAUCCUAUUUAUUUAAAACAUGUAUUUAGGUACAGUGCCAAUAAUACUUGAAAAACAUAAGCAAUGGUGAAUCAAAUUAUGUCUCAUAAAAGAUGAACUGCGCCUGCUGCUAUCUGGCUACCGAACGCUUUGUACAUAGUCACCCAGUGUUCAUAUGUGAGGUCAUUCGCGCAAGAGGAAGCAUAAUUGUCUCAUCGCAUCUCAUUGUCAACUUGUUAUUAGUGCACAGUGUUACUGUUACGUUUUGUAUGAUAAAUAUAGUAUUUUUAUUUUUGUAUUAAAAAUGUCGAUGCAA
Messenger RNA from Leguminivora glycinivorella, 1400 nucleotides. RefSeq names its product keratin, type I cytoskeletal 10-like. The transcript has 2 exons. The record is from RefSeq and is a predicted model, not a curated record. Bases 134 to 1063 code for a protein of 309 amino acids. NCBI's taxonomy places the organism in Eukaryota, Metazoa, Arthropoda, Insecta, Lepidoptera, Tortricidae.